CCGCACUACCUCCAUGCAACAGAACCCACGUACAAAAUCCAUAAUUAAACGGAGGGAUCAACCUUUUUUUACUUCUUUCUCAUCUCUUUCAUCCUCUUCUUCUUUCAUCUUUCUCCAGUCCCUCCUCCGCUCCUCUCCUCCACCACCACCUCCACCCCACACUCUAAUAUCAAUCAUGCGUCUCUCUGCUGCCGUUGCCCUCGUUGGUCUUGCCGCCACUUCUAUGAUGGCUGGCGUCCACGCCGAGUCCGAUGUCCUCGAGCUUGGUAUCAAGAACUUCUCCGAAAAGGUCAACCCUGAGAAGUUGAUCCUCGUUGAGUUCUUUGCCCCCUGGUGCGGACACUGCAAGGCCCUUGCCCCCGAAUAUGAGAUUGCUGCCACCCAGCUCAAGGAGGUCGGUAUCCCAAUUGCCAAGGUCGAUUGCACUGUCGAGACCGAUCUUUGCCAGGAGCACGGUGUUCAGGGCUACCCCACCUUGAAGGUCUUCAGGGAUGGUGAGGCCGCUGAUUACAAUGGUCCUCGCAAGGCCGAUGGCAUUGUCUCCUUCAUGAAGAAGAAAGCCCUCCCUGCCGUCUCCGAGGUCACCGCCGAUAACCUUGCUACCUUCUCCGAGUCUGACAGAGUCGUCAUUGUCGGUUCCUUCGCCAAGGACUCUGAGAAGCGUGCUAUCUUGGAGAAGAUUGCCAAGGCCUACAGCGAUGACUAUGUCUUUGGUAUCGUCGAGGAGAACCCUGACCUCAAGGGCGAGGGUGUUGUCCUUUACAAGAAGUUCGACGAGGGCAAGAACAUUUUGGAUGGAGACUUCACUGAGGAGUCCCUGCUCGAGUUCGUCAAGUCCAACAGCGUUCCCGUCAUGGACGAGAUCGGACCCGACAACUAUGCCACCUACAUGGAUGCUGGUGUCCCUCUUGCUUAUUACUUCUACUCCACCCCUGAGCAGCGCGCCCAGCACAGCACCGAGAUUGAGGCCCUUGCCAAGGAGUUGAAGGGCAAGCUCAACUUUGUCUACAUCGACGCCUCCAAGUUUGGUGCCCACGCCGCCAACUUGAACUUGAAGGAGUCCUGGCCCGCCUUUGGUGUGCAGAACGUCGUCAACGGCGCCAAGUACCCUUUGGAUGGCGAGAUUUCGAUUGAGAAGAUCAAGUCUUUGGCCGAGGGUGUCUUGGAAGGCACCAUCGAGCCCUCGAUCAAGUCCGAGCCCAUCCCCGAGACCAACGAUGGCCCCGUUAAGGUCGUUGUUGCCAACACGUACAAGGAGAUUGUUGAGAACCAGGACAAGGAUGUUUUGAUCGAGUUCUAUGCUCCCUGGUGCGGCCACUGCAAGAACCUUGCGCCCAUUUACGAGGAGUUGGGAGAGUUGUACAAGGGUUCUGACAUUGUGAUUGCCAAGCUCGACGCAACCGCCAACGACCUCCCCUCAGAUGUUCCCUUCCAGAUCCAAGGUUUCCCCACGAUCAAGUUCCGCAAGGCCGGCAGUACCGAAUAUGUCGACUACAGCGGCAACCGUAGCAAGGAGGACUUUGUCAAGUUCAUUGGCGAGAACGCUGUCAACAAGUUUGAUGUCAAGGUCGAGGAGGAGAAGCCCGUCCAGGCUGAUGACAUUGAGCACGACGAGCUGUAAAUAAGCCCAUCGAGGAAGCACGACGUUUAACAAGCAAGCAUAUCGCGAACAUUGUAUAGUAAUUAUUAUUAAAGCCCUUUUUAUUCUAAGCAUUGUUGACGAGCUGGAUGACGCAAAACAGGGAUGGCAAAUAGUGCCCUGGUCUGCUCAGCACGUUUGAUCUACAAAACCCAGGUCAACAGGGGACUAUCUCAGGACCAGGACCUACAUACGC
This is a messenger RNA of Gamsiella multidivaricata, 1835 nucleotides long. RefSeq lists its product as uncharacterized. Gene Ontology annotation, cellular component: endoplasmic reticulum. NCBI's taxonomy places the organism in Eukaryota, Fungi, Mortierellomycota, Mortierellomycetes, Mortierellales, Mortierellaceae. Bases 14 to 1621 code for a protein of 535 amino acids. The transcript is spliced from 4 exons. The record is from RefSeq and is a predicted model, not a curated record. Gene Ontology annotation, molecular function: protein disulfide isomerase activity. Gene Ontology annotation, biological process: protein folding; response to endoplasmic reticulum stress.